Messenger RNA from Gracilinanus agilis (Agile Gracile Mouse Opossum), 579 nucleotides. RefSeq names its product zinc-alpha-2-glycoprotein-like. Gene Ontology annotation, cellular component: external side of plasma membrane. The transcript is spliced from 3 exons. The record is from RefSeq and is a predicted model, not a curated record. Gene Ontology annotation, biological process: immune response. Lineage: Eukaryota; Metazoa; Chordata; Mammalia; Didelphimorphia; Didelphidae. Bases 1 to 579 code for a protein of 192 amino acids.
AUGAUGGGACCCCUGGACAUUGACAUCUUCUUUGUAAUGCUUCCAAGGACCAUAACAUCCCAGAAACCAAGAAAAUGGUGUGAUUCUCUGGAAUACACAGAUCUUGCUGUUUCAACGCCUGCAGCAGGGUACUCUGAAUUCUCAAACAAAGCCUACUUCAACAAGGAACAAGUCUACAUAUAUGAUAACUACCAUCAGAGGGUAAUACCUAAGGCAAGAUGGCAAAAUGUGGAGAACUGGGCUGAGAUGAGCAAGCUUCAGAAAGAGAGAGAAGAUUUGAUCAUGAAGGACUUUCAGGAAUUCAUAAAUUCUAAUCAAGAUAACGAAGGUGACUACAUCUUUAGUCAAUCUAUUGGUUGUGAACUUUGUCCGAAUCUCACUUUCCAUGGAGCUGGGUAUUUUUAUUUCGAUAGAAUAAAUUUUGUGAACACCUUUAGGGCUAUAAUAUACCAGGACACACUAGAUUCUGUAGAUGAAAUGAACCAAGACGAAGGUGUUUUAACUCUAUCCAAAGAAUAUCUGCAGAAACAGUGUUUUGCAACACUCCAAAAAUACCGGAAUUAUAGGAAUGCUCACUAG